Molecule: messenger RNA, 1335 nt
Organism: Cokeromyces recurvatus
Lineage: Eukaryota; Fungi; Mucoromycota; Mucoromycetes; Mucorales; Mucoraceae
Product: peroxisomal membrane anchor protein conserved region-domain-containing protein
Exons: 4
Coding region: 75-1085 (336 amino acids)
Biological process (GO): protein import into peroxisome matrix, docking
Cellular component (GO): peroxisomal membrane; peroxisomal importomer complex
Molecular function (GO): signaling receptor binding
Source: RefSeq, a predicted model, not a curated record
AUAAUUCAUAUAUAUUCAUACAUACUUAAAUAGAAUUCGUAUUUUUAACUAGUCAAAGAAGAAAAAAGAAAACAAUGCGCGAAGAUCUUAUUUCAUCUGCUGUUUCUUUUUUGUCUGAUCCCAAAGUACAGUCAGCUCCUUUAGCAAAGAAAAUUUCCUUUUUGGAAUCAAAAGGAAUGACGUCGGAUGAAAUUGAAGAGGCAAUGGCACGUUCGAAUGGAAAGUCUACUAGCGCAAUCUCUGCUACAACAGCAAAUACAAAUAUACCUCAGGGCGGUAUGAUGGUGCAGCAACAACCUGGUAUGGCCCUUCAACAUGUGCCUCCACCUAUUCCUCCUAGGUUAGGAUAUGAUUGGAGAGAUAUUUUUAUUGCUGCUGUAUUAGCCGGUGGUGUAGGUUAUGGUGUAUGGACUUUAGCAAAGCGUCUUUUUGGUCCAUGGUUUAAAGUUCCUACACAAAAAGAAUUAGAAGAAGAUAAAGAAAAAUUAGAUGCCCAAUUCCAAGCAGUGGAAGAUUCAUUGAAAGAAAUCAAAGAUCAAACAAACACAGCACUUACAACUGUAACAUCACAAGCCAAAAAAGUUGAUGACUCUCUUGCCAAUCUUGAAACUGUCCUUAAAGAACUUAAAGAAGGUGAUGAAAAGAGAGAUGAUGAGUUUACAAAUGUCAAACGUGAUAUUGAUGCAUUAAAGGAGUUAGUCCCAAAGGCUUUAGAACGUAAUAAGGAAUCACAAAAUGCUGUUUUGGUAGAUCUUCAGAAUGAAAUGAAAUCCCUAAAAUCACUUUUAGUAAGUCGUCGUACUGCAACAUCUACUGUACUCGAUCAAAUAUCAAGCGCACCUACUUCACCUGCUCUUAGUAAUACGCCUGUUGGUAUUUCUUCGCCUAUUGAUGGACUAUCUUCUCGUCUUGCUGCAACAAUUAAUAGUAGUGGUACUCGUGCAGGAAUUCCUGCCUGGCAAAUGGCUAACAAUUCUAUAAACGACAAUAAAACCUCUGAUCCUAACGAUAAGGAAUCUAUAGUAACUACUACUAAUACUACUACAACGAAAUCUGAAGCCUCUGGGUCUUCAUCAACAAAUUAAAUGUGCUUAAUCAUUACAUAAAAGUAAAUCCUUUAAUGCUUUCUUGUAUACAUAUACAUAUACAUAUAAUGUAUUAUUAUUUUGUAUUAUUAUCUCGAUAUAAUACUAUAUUUAUAUACAUAUUUCCUUCUUUUAUCAUUACUUAUUUUAUUAUAUAGAAAUCUUACUAGUAAUAUUUAUAACCGUAUUUACUUUAUAUGUUUAUAUAAAAUAGGCUUUAUUUAUAAUAGUAUUAAAUACGACUUUCCAU